Messenger RNA from Tachysurus vachellii, 6397 nucleotides. It is a transcript of the gene robo1, whose product is annotated as roundabout, axon guidance receptor, homolog 1 (Drosophila). The record is from RefSeq and is a predicted model, not a curated record. Gene Ontology annotation, biological process: axon guidance; axon midline choice point recognition; Roundabout signaling pathway. Lineage: Eukaryota; Metazoa; Chordata; Actinopteri; Siluriformes; Bagridae. Gene Ontology annotation, molecular function: protein binding; axon guidance receptor activity. Bases 384 to 5327 code for a protein of 1647 amino acids. Gene Ontology annotation, cellular component: neuron projection. The transcript has 30 exons.
GGACGGCACCGAGGUUGUCAGGGGACGCCGGUUCUCGCUAACGGAGCGCUGACGUGCGACUAUCUGCCUCACACCUGGCUGUGACGCCGAAGAUCUCAGACUGCCAUGCAGCUCACUUUCUCUUCAGUGAGCUCUAGCGCUCCUCCGUGUCUCCGCCCUCACCAUCACCCAAAAUGGCAUUAAUUCCUGAUCGACUGGAAGAACCGGUAGAAAGAAAAAAGAAGGAGGAGAUUAGCGAGGCAGCUCAAGUUUGAAGUCUUACAGGACCACUUGUCCUAAAGGAACUUGGGAAGUGCCGGGAACAUGACAGCGUCCGUGUGAGCGUCAUCUCUCUGAUAUCUGCGUGAUGUAGCUGUAAGAAGUCAGAGAUUUGCACUGGAACGAUGACGGACAGACGGAUCCUGUUCACCUUGUUGCUUCUGAGCACCUGGAUAACACGUGGACCGUGCAGGGACGGGGACAAGCCCACGAAGAACAAGGGUGGGUGGAGAUGGAAAGGGGACAGGUCUCGUUCUCGUCUGCGGCAGGAGGACUACCCGCCCCGCAUCGUGGAGCAUCCCUCUGACCUGAUCGUGUCCAAGGGCGAACCCGCCACCCUCAACUGCAAGGCCGAGGGGCGACCCAUGCCCACUGUGGAGUGGUACAAGGAUGGCGAGAGGGUCGAAACGGACCGGGACGACUCGCGUUCCCAUCGCAUGCUCCUACCAACCGGUUCACUGUUCUUCCUGAAAAUUAUUCACGGCCGCCGGAGCAAACCGGACGAAGGCUCGUACGUCUGCGUGGCUCGCAAUUACCUCGGGGAAGCCGUCAGCCACAACGCGUCGCUGGAAGUAGCCAUUCUCCGUGAUGAAUUCAGGCAGAACCCCAGCGAUGUGAUGGUGGCAGCCGGAGAACCGGCAGUGAUGGAGUGUCAGCCUCCACGUGGACACCCGGAACCCACCAUCUCCUGGAAAAAAGACGGCGUGAACGUAGAUGACAGAGACGAACGUAUAACAAUCCGAGGCGGGAAGCUGAUGAUCACCAACACGAGGAAGAGCGACGCAGGGAAGUAUGUGUGUGUGGGAACGAACAUGAUGGGAGAACGGGAGAGCGAAAUCGCCGAGCUCACUGUGCUGGAGCGACCCAGUUUCCUGCGCAAGCCAAGCAGUCAGUCGGUUCUGGUGGAGCAAAGUGUGGAGUUCAGGUGUGAGGCUCAGGGAGACCCCAUCCCCACCGUCCGCUGGAGGAAAGAGGAUGGAGACCUGCCUAAGGGACGGUUCGAGAUCCGUGAUGAUCACACCCUGAAGCUGAAGAGGCUGAGCUCGGCCGAUGCCGGCUCCUACACCUGCCUGGCGGAGAACAUGAUGGGGAAGGCAGAAGCCACGGCCACCCUCACCGUCCACGUUAUGUCUGUGCCGCCGGUGUUCGCGGUGCGGCCGAGGAACCAGGUGGUGGGGUUGGGACGCACCGUGACGUUUCAGUGCGAGGCGACAGGAAGCCCACAGCCGGCCAUCUUCUGGCAACGAGAAGGGAGUCAGAACCUGCUGUUCUCCUCCCAGCCUCCUCAAUCCUCCAGCCGGUUCUCCGUGUCUCAGACCGGUGAUCUGACCAUCACAGGAGUGGAGCGCGGAGACAGCGGCUACUACAGCUGCCAGGCGCUCAACAUUGCAGGAAGUGUGAUCACUAAAGCUCUGCUGGAGGUCACAGAUAUCAUUUCAGACCGCCCUCCACCUGUCAUCCGUCAGGGACCCACCAAUCACACAGUUCCGCUGGACAGUACGGUGGUUCUGGGCUGCAGGGCGACAGGAAGUCCUUCACCCACCAUCAUGUGGAAGAAAGAUGGAGUUCUGGUGUCUGCUCAUGACUCCCGCUUUAAGCUGCUGGACUCUGGAGGUCUGCAGAUCCGAUAUGCCAAGCUUGGAGACACGGGUGUGUAUACAUGUGUAGCGUCCAGUCCCAGUGGAGAAGCAUCAUGGAAGGCCUACCUGGAAGUUCAAGAGUUCGGUAUAGGAGUUCAGCCCGGCCGACCCACCGACCCAAACCUGAUACCUAGCGCUCCCUCCAAACCCGAGGUCAUGGAUGUCACUCGCACCACCGUGUCUCUGUCCUGGAAGCCUGACCUUCACUCCGGAGCCACGCCCACCUCAUACAUCAUUGAGGCCUUCAGUCAUGCAGCAGGCAGUAGCUGGCACACGCUAGCAGAGCAUGUGAGGACCGAGAGCUAUGUGCUGAAGGGUCUGAAGUCCAGCGCCGUCUAUCUCUUCUUGGUCAGGGCGGCUAACGCGUAUGGCCUGAGUGACCCGAGUCCCAUCAGCGACGCCAUCAAAACACAAGAAAUUCCUCCAACCAGUCAGGGAGUGGAGCACGGGCAGAUCCAGAGGGAGCUCGGAGAUGUCGUCAUUCACCUCCACAACCCCACCAUCCUUUCCUCCUCCUCCAUCCGUGUGCAGUGGACAGUGGAGCAGCAGUCCCAGUACAUGCAGGGCUAUAAGGUGAUGUACCGUGUGUCGUCCGAGUCGGGGCAGGCGCGGAGCGACUGGACCGUGUAUGAGGUCAGGAGUCCUGCCGAGUACACGGCCGUGAUCACUCAGCUCCGCAAAGGCACCACCUACGAGUUCAAAAUACGACCCUUCUUUAAUGAGUUCCAGGGCACCGACAGCGACAUCAAAGUCGGCAAGACGCUGGAGGAAGCCCCUAGUGCAGCGCCCAGAGACGUGACUGUCACACAGAGCAGAGACAACAGCACUGCCAUCCUGCUCUCCUGGCAAGCACCUCGUGAGGACGAGCGCAACGGUGUGGUCCAGGAGUACAGGAUCUGGUGUUUGGGAAACGAGACUCGUUACCAUGUCAACCGCAGUGUGGAUGGCAACACCUUCUCAGCAGUGAUCUCGGGUCUGGUUCCGGGCAUCCGUUACGGCGUGGAGGUGGCAGCCAGCACCGGAGCUGGACCCGGAGUGAAGAGUGACAUCACUUACUUCCAGCUUGACUCCACGGGGAAGAUGAUUCAGCCUGUCGUGGACGCAGAGGACACAAUUUCUCAGCAGAUCUCAGAUGUCGUGAAGCAGCCGGCCUUCAUCGCAGGGAUCGGCGCGGCGUGUUGGAUCAUCCUCAUGGUGUUCAGCAUCUGGCUGUACCGCCAUCGUAAGAAAAGGAGCGGGCUGAGCACCAGCUACGCCGGCAUCCGCAAAGUGCCAUCGUUCACCUUCACGCCUACAGUUUCCUAUCAAAGAGGAGGGGAAGCUGUGAGCAGUGCUGGCAGACCUGGCUUGUUGAACGUUAGCGACUCAGCUACGCAGCCCUGGCUUGCAGACACGUGGCCUAACAAUUGCUCCAACCAGAACGACUGCAGCAUCAACUGCUGCACCGGAAGCAACGGCAACAGCGACAGCAACCUGGCCACCUACAGCCGCCCUGCUGACUGCAUCGCUAACUACAAUCAGAUGGACAGCAAACCCAGCAACCUCCUGGCGCCAGAUUCGUCCCUCUACGGAGACGUUGACAUCUCCAACAAAAUCAACGAGAUGAAAACAUUCAACAGCCCCAACCUGAAGGACGGGAGGUUGGUGGGACCCGUGGGCCAGCCCACACCGUACGCCACCACCCAGCUCAUUCAGUCCAGCAUGGGCUCCAACCACACGGGCGGCACCGACCUCAACGAAAAACAGAGCUGGAAGAUGCCUCAGAAACAGGAAGUGACCUCACAGCUGCAGUACAGCAUCAUGGAGCAGAACAAGCUGAACAAGGCCUCAGACCACUACAGAAGUGGAGACAGCACCAUGCCAGCCACCAUCCCAUAUAACCAAGCGCCUGAUCCCAAUCCCAACGCCGGCUCCUACAGCAGCUCUGACCGAGGCAGCAGCACAUCCGGAAGUCAGGGGCAGAAAAAAGGGGGGCGAACUGCUAAAGCACCAAAGCAGAGCGCAAUGAACUGGGCUGACCUGCUGCCUCCUCCACCCAUCAGCCCGCCACCCUGUCAGGACUACGGCAUUUCGAUGGAUGACAGCUAUGAGGCAGAGCUCCAGUGCCCCAUCCCUCCGUCCCGCAUGUACCUACAGCCUGAUGAGUUAGAGGAGGAGGAAGCAGAUCUGGAACGAGGCCCUACUCCCCCGGUUCGAGGCACAGCGUCCUCUCCUGCCGCUGUAUCCUACAGCCACCAGUCCACUGCCACCCUCACGCCGUCCCCACAUGAAGAGAUGCAGCCCAUGCUCAUGGAGAACCCGGAGAACAACCAUGAGCGCAGACGGCAGUUAGUCAGCCCUCCUCCACCACCACGGCCUGUCUCGCCCUCUCACACGUACGGCUACAUCUCCGGCCCCCUGGGUCUGGACACUGAUGGUCUGGAGGACGACGAAGAAGCAGACGAGACAGACGCAGAUGUUCCACUGGUCCACCCGAGAUACCCUCACGUGCUCAUCCCUGCCCACCAGCACGGUGCCCAUCCUAGGCUGACUUUGCGUGGACUGGAUCAGACACCGGCAUCCAGCACAUGUGAGCUGGACAGCUCAGUAACCGGUUCCAUGAUCAAUGGCUGGGGCUCGGCGUCCGAGGAAGACAGCGGGUCAUCUGGGCGCUCCAGCAUCAUCAGCUCGUCCGACGGUUCCUUCUUCACCGAUGCAGACUUUGCACAGGCCGUGGCUGCCGCUGCAGAGUAUGCCGGGGUCCGGGUCGCCAAGCAUUCUGGGAAGGGCUUGCCACACUCACACUACACUGGGCCAGGAGCACGGAAAUACCAAAACCUGCCCUCAGGUCAUCGCCCAGCAAGUCCCUUUUCUACAGAUAGUAAUAUGAGUGCAGCUGUGGUGCAGAAAAGACCUCCAAAGAAACAGAAACAGCAAGCAGCUGGACACUACCAGCGAAGAGAGGCUUACACAGAUGACCUUCCUCCACCACCCAUCCCACCUCCAGCCAUGCUCAAGUCCCCAACUCACCCAGCCAAGGCAGCGGCAGAGACAGGAAGGAGGUCCAGCUCAGCCGAGAGCAGAGACAAGCGAGACAAGAAGCCCAGAGAUGCCACGGACACGAGAACCAGCUCGUCAGAGCGUCGAGAAGCUCAAGAAAGGCAGAGGGCUCAGAGAACCGGAAAAUCCAACAAACCGGAGCCGAGCACAGGACGUCAGGACCCAGAGGAUAUCAUGCCCUACAGUCGACCCUCUUUCCCAGGUGUCCACCAUCCCCGGGGUGACAGAGAGCCGAGCUCCUCCAGCUCCAUGUCAUCGCGAGGUUCUGGAGGCCGGAGGAGAGGCGAAGGAGUAUCUGGGAGCCGCAGGAAUCCUGCAGAAAUUAGCCUCAACACCAUAGGAGCCUUCCAGCCAGGAGAAGAGGAGCAACUGGAGAUGGCCGAGAGCUGAAGUCAGAAUUGACACGUCACUGUUUUAUUAACCAUCUUUAAUCAUCUCAACAAUGCCUUUCCUUUCAUAACUACUCAUCUUGAAAACUGACCAACUGUUUAGCUCUUUUAAUUGUGCAUUUGACAUUUCACAAAAAAAAAACAACAAAAAAAAAACAAAAACAAAACAAACACAAACAUAUAACGGCACAUCCGAUGGGGUGACACUGAUUUUGGCUUAAUGUGAUGUGGAUGCAGCGAGUGUGACUUUGCUCAGCAAGGCCUAGAUGCCAGGCAUUACUGUUAAUGAAUAAUAUUAGCUCCAAGCAGAAAGGGAUGGACUUACCUGUAAAUAAACAUGCAUACAUGUCUUUUAUAACGUGUGGUACGUUGGAUUUUUGUCUUCCUCAGCUUAUUGGGAUCAUUUCAAAACAUUUUAAUAUUAUUCUGUAAUUUUUUUGUAUCACGUCCAUCCUGGUUGUAAAAUCGUCCUUUCAUUUAAACGGAUCUGAGAUUGAAUACGUGUUACUUUUUUCUUUCUUUUUUUUUUGUUAUAAUGCACUGUUAUUUUGUCGUCUGUUGAUGUUUAUUGUUAUUUGUUUGCCAUUGGUUUUAAAAGCACAAUCACUAAACUUUAUUUUGAACCAUGUUAUCGAUUAACCUUUUUGUCCUACGUGAGAAGAACAGGUACUGUAUGACAAAAGGGCUCGUUAACCCUGACGUAGUUGGAAAAGAGGGAACGCUGUUUACAAAUACGGAGGUGAAUGAACAGAAAAAAGAAAAGAAAAAAAACACGGCCCUGCGUCUCUCUCUCUCUCUCUCUCUCUCUCGCUGCCUGAUUCUCAGAAAUGUUUCAUUUGCGCAUCGUUCUAUCGGCACACCUUCAUCUACUACAUUAUGCACUUACAGAAACUUGAACUGAGGAAACAGAAAUCUGGAAGGACUGGCUAGCUCAGGGCCGUGGCGUCGUGCCCAGACGUCAGUCGCUUUCGAAGAGGAGAGAGGACACUUAGUGUUUACUCGAGGGCAUCUGCAACUUUUUUUUGUUGUUUCUUAAAGUAAAAAAAAGCAUCAGAAAAAUAGAAAAAAAAA